This is a messenger RNA of Danio rerio (zebrafish), 5025 nucleotides long. NCBI's taxonomy places the organism in Eukaryota, Metazoa, Chordata, Actinopteri, Cypriniformes, Danionidae. The record is from RefSeq and is a predicted model, not a curated record.
UGCCACUAUCCCUAGUAUACACAGACGCACACACAUACGCACACACACGCAUACGCGCCGACUGUCACCACUCUGGAGUCAGCAGUUCUGCGUGUACCUGUGCUUGCAAACAGAGGGAGCGCGCAUUAGCCAAAUGGACCCGGUGGAUUUUACUUGAGGAGCGACAGAAACGGGACUAUUAGACAAUUAGCAAUGUCUCCAUAUUGCAUUGCAUGGAUUUACGGACUGUUGCUUGUCACGUUUUUGAAGAGUUAACGGCAAAGGUGCAUGCAUACCAACAUGGAUUGCCUUUUCCUUUUGCUUUGGAGUUUACAAGUCCCACUGGUAACCUGCACAUCAUUUAGAUCGCUGGCAAGUGUGUCGUUUGGAAACUUUCUAAAGGCUGUGCAGUUCUGUUGUUUACACUCUGUGGCAUCGGUCUCGUUUACCGGAGACACCGGCGGACUGUAUCAAGAUUAUGAUUUUGCCACACCAGUGGAAGUGGACUCCUAUGGAGGCUACAUUUCGCAUGAUGUGUCAAGACAUGGACGGAGUCGAAGGUCUCUGUCAGAAGCUGGCAGUUUAGUGCACUAUCAUGUCUCUGCUUUUGGCAAGGAACUACAUUUAGACCUCCAGCCAUCCCACGUGCUGGCAGAGGGGUUUACCGUACAGACACUGGGUGCAGAGGGCAUCAAUACAGCAACACUUGACCCCUCUAUUCAUAACUGUUUCUAUCAAGGUUCCAUACGAAACCAUUCUGAUUCAUCUGUGGCUUUAUCCACCUGUACAGGUUUGUCGGGCCUGAUCCGGUACUCCAGUGAGGAACUUUUCAUUACUCCACUACCACAGCAUUUGGCUUUACAACACAACUACAGCGCCCCCUCUGGACAUCACCCACAUGUCAUCUACAAGCGGUCAGCUGAGCGCAGAGUGCAUGCUGAUAAAACUGACCGGACCAGUCGCUUUAAAUCUAGCAACCCCUAUGAAGAUCAUCACCAUCAUCACCACCACCACCGUCACCAUGAUUACCAACACGGAAAGCUUCAGAGACAACAUUUCUGCGGACGCCGCAAGCAAUAUACUCCCAAGCCUCCUACAGAGGAUCACUUUGUCAUGCCUGACGAGUUUGAGCAGCAAAUCCGAGUAAAACGCUCAGAGAUCACAUCGAGCAAAGAGGGUGGGCUGAACGUGGAAACUCUGGUGGUGGCAGACCGGAAGAUGCUGGAGAAACAUGGCAGAGACAAUGUCACUACCUAUGUCCUUACUGUCAUGAACAUGGUCUCCAGUCUUUUCAAGGAUGGGACUAUUGGGAAUGAUAUCAACAUUGUUGUGGUCAGCCUCCUCCUACUUGAGAAAGAUCCGCUGGGCCUGUCUAUCAACCACCACGCAGACCAAUCCCUUAACAGCUUCUGCCAGUGGCAAUCGGGCCUUGUAGGUAAAAAUGGCAAGCGGCACGACCAUGCUAUACUGCUGACAGGGCUGGACAUCUGCUCUUGGAAGAAUGAACCGUGUGACACCUUGGGUUUUGCUCCGAUAAGUGGGAUGUGUAGCAAAUAUCGGAGCUGCACGAUUAAUGAAGACACAGGGUUGGGCCUUGCUUUCACAAUCGCUCAUGAAUCGGGACAUAAUUUUGGAAUGAUCCAUGACGGAGAGGGGAAUCCCUGCCGGAAGACUGAGGGGAACAUAAUGUCUCCAACACUCGCCGGGAAUAAUGGUGUUUUCUCGUGGUCUGCAUGUAGCCGACAAUACCUUAACCGGUUUUUAGGUACAGCUCAGGCUUCGUGUCUAGUGGACGAGCCCAAGCAGAUUGGCCAGUACAAGUAUCCUGAGCAGCUUCCAGGUCAGCUGUACGAUGCAGAUAUACAGUGCAAAUGGCAGUUUGGCUCAAAGGCAAAACUAUGCGGCCUGGACUUUGUAAAGGACAUCUGUAAAUCAUUGUGGUGCCACAGAACAGGACACCGGUGUGAGACCAAGUUCAUGCCUGCUGCCGAGGGCACCAUCUGUGGAGCAGACAUGUGGUGUCGAAAAGGACAGUGUGUCAAAUUUGGUGAUCACGGUCCUAAAGCAGUGCACGGCCAGUGGUCAGGCUGGUCUGAGUGGUCUGACUGUUCACGUACCUGCGGUGGAGGGGUCAUGUAUCGAGAGAGAUCCUGCAACAGCCCCAGCCCACAGCACAACGGCAAGUUCUGCCAAGGCCCCGGUCGACUGCACCAGCUGUGUAACACCAAGCCAUGCCAGCCCGAUGGAGUGGACUUCAGAGCUCAGCAGUGCGCAGAGUACAACAGCAAACCAUUCAGGGGGUGGUACUACAAAUGGAAGCCAUACACCAAAGUGGAAGAAGAGGACAUCUGCAAGCUGUACUGCAUCGCUGAGGACUUUGAUUUUUUCUUUGCUAUGUCCAGCAAAGUUAAAGAUGGGACAUCUUGCUCUGACUACAAAGGGGGCGUGUGCAUAGACGGGAUAUGUGAGCCGGUGGGCUGUGACCAGGUGUUGGGAUCAAAGGCCGCUCUGGAUGCCUGUGGGGUGUGUAAAGGAGACAACUCCACCUGCAAGUUCUACAGUGGCCAGUACACCCUUCAGCACAGAGCCAAUGAGUAUUACCCUGUUGUGAUGGUUCCUGCCGGCGCGAGGAGCAUUCAAGUGCAGGAGAUGGAGAUUUCCAACAGCUACCUGGCUGUUCGCAGCCUGAAACGUGGCACUUAUUACCUGACGGCGGAUUGGACGGUGGACUGGCCGGGCAGGUUCCAGUUUGCCGGUACUACAUUCAACUAUCAGCGCUCUUUCAACCGGCCUGAGACGUUGUUCGCCACAGGCCCCACUAAUGAGACCCUGCUCUUUGAAAUUCUUCUUCAAGGUAAGAAUCCUGGUAUAACAUGGGAGUACACUCUACCACAUCCAGAGAAGAAGCAUAACUACACCUGGUCUGUUGUGCGCUCUGACUGCUCGGCACCUUGUGCGGGAGGUCGUGUAUCGACGAAAGCCAUUUGUCUGCAGGAUCAGCAGACGCAGGUCAACUCUUCACUCUGCAACCCUCAAACAAGACCGGUGGUUGGCUCUCACCUGUGCAACACACAGCCCUGCCCUGCCUACUGGACCACAGGUAAAUGGGGAGUGUGUAGCAGAACAUGUGGAGGUGGCCAGCAGACGAGAAACAUCCGCUGCCUGAGGAAGGUGACGUACCAGCGGGAGGAGGUGGCCGCUCAGUCCUUGUGCCCAGUAAUGGCUCCGGCUCAACUACAGCCCUGCAACACACAGUCAUGUCCUCCAGAGUGGAGUACCAGCUCCUGGACCCAGUGCUCGAAGACCUGCGGACGAGGCUUGAAGAAGCGCAGUGUUUUCUGCAGGAGCACUGAUCCAGGUGCCAGGGCUGUGGUGGUGCCUGACAGCAUGUGUAAAUUACACCUGAAGCCCAAAGCCCAGGAGAGCUGUGUGCUGAGCCGCUGCCCCAAGAAUGAGCGUCUUCAGUGGAUAACUAGCGCCUGGGGAGAGUGUUCGGCCUCCUGUGGAGCAGGAGUAAGGAGAAGAGAGCUGCACUGUGGGGAGAAAGACUCUCAAGGAGGCUACACCGAGUUCCCUGCGAGGAGGUGCAGGAACUUACAAAAGCCUGAAGCAGAUCUCGAGCAAUCCUGUAAUAACGGCCCUUGCCCAGAGCCCUUGGCACCCCAGCUCCUCCAGCCUGGCGGACCUUCUGUGACACUGGGCUGGUACUCUUCUCCUUGGCUGCAGUGCACAGUGUCCUGUGGUGGUGGGGUGCAGACACGCAGUGUUCAGUGUCUGAGACAGGGGCGUCCGUCAGUGGGCUGUUUCCCUCACCAGAGACCGAUAAGCUCACGGGCCUGCAAUACACACUUCUGUCCUGCUCCAAUCCCAGUGCCAGUCCCACCUCCUUCACCCACUCUUAAAGAAGACCAGCCAUGCAUUGACUUCUUCAGCUGGUGUCAUCUGGUGCCUCAGCAUGGUGUUUGCAAUCACAAAUUCUACGGUCAACAAUGCUGCAAGUCCUGCUCCGCAAAGAGACAGUAAAGCAGAAAAUCUUCACUUCCCUCAGGCCUCCUCACUGACUCUGAGAUCUGUAAAUCCUUGUGAUAAAGAUGGCCACUAUGGACAAAGUUGAUAUUUGCGAGAUGUGGUACAGAAAGAGAAAUUCCAACAGUCCGUGUCUUGGACUGAUAAGAGAUAAUGAGAGCCUGGUGUCCGAGGAACUCAAAAACACAUUGGACUGAUUCUGGCUUUAUUGGAGGUUUUUCAAAAGCCAAUCUACGGAACAUUUACAUUGUAAAUACCUUUGUUUGUUCUCCUUUGAUUGGAGAUGCAAGCAUCAGUUAAAGCCAUUAAGAGACAGCUAUAUGCUACAUUGAUGAGAACCAUUGGCGUUACUCUGGUCAAUGUGUGGCUGUGCACUCCUGAAGUACUGUAGAAUUUGUGUUUCCUCUUUGAGCUCCAGACGAACCCAUAAAACAAUAUGUUUACCAGCAAGUUAAUGAAAACCGAAACACAACAUCCUUAGAGCCCAUUCAUACCAUUUUUGUUCCACUGCACUGCUUUUUAAUUAAUUUCUGUGUAAACACUUACUUAAAGUUACACAAACUAAUUUCGAGAGAAGCACGUGAUAUGAUUGAUUGCAGCUGGUCUCCCAUCCAUAAUCAUUAGUAAGCCAAUCAGAUUAAUCCAAACUCACUAUAAAUAGCCCGUCUAGUGCCCACUAUAAAUCCAUCCCAUCUCCCCUUUUUCCUCCUUAACAGGGUGAGCUCUCGAGAACUAUCUGAUCUCGGACACCCUUACAUGCUCAUUGACCAUACGGGAGCCCUCGACUCAAACAUCUCCGAGCUCAGGGUUCUCUCCCAGGACAGCAUACCAAACCUGUGAAUGUUAUCAAGCCAAUAUCUUAAGUGCGAACUCUUGAAGUGACGUUUCACAAACUAAUUUCAAGAGGAGCAUGUGGUAUGAUUGAUCGAGACUGGUCUCCCAUCCCUAAUCAUUACUAAGGCAAUCAGAUUAAUUCAAACUCCCUGUAAAUAACCCGUCUAGUAUUACUCCCUUAUCUUC